CGACUGCAAGCGCUGCUCCUGCUGUUUGGGACACACACAAGUCUCACGGAAAAUAUGGCGGAGGCUGCGGCGGUCUCUCCGCAUCGCUUCUUCUGUCACUGUUGUAAGGGUGAAGUGAGCCCCAAACUCCCGGAGUUUAUCUGUCCCAGAUGCGACUCUGGCUUCAUAGAGGAGGUUACAGAAGACUCCAGUCUUCUGGACAGUAGUUCAAAUAGCCUUGAUGACACAGCUUCACAGUUUGCUGAGCUAUGGCAGCUGUUGUUUGUGGAGAGGCCAUUCAGUAUGGAUCUAGACAGUCCUGAAUCCGAGCGAGUCCCGGGAGGUGGUCUUGGAUUAGGUUCAUUUGGUGGUUCUGUCCCAGGUGGGCCCCUGGUGGGCCCUUUAGGUGGAGGAGAACACUGGGGUUCUGGUCGUCCUCGCCUGCACAGUCAGAGGAGAUACCGAUCCAGAGGAAGCAGUCGACCGGAUCGCUCUCCCGCUGUUGAGGGAAUAGUACAGCAGUUUCUAGCGGGCCUUUUCGCCAAUUCAGGAGUACCAGGCUCUCCGCCACUGUCAUGGACGGGCAUGCUGCACUCAAACCCUGGGGACUACGCCUGGGGACAGGGGGGUCUGGAUGCAGUCAUCACACAGUUAUUGAGUCAGUUUGAGAACACGGGUCCUCCUCCUGCUGACAAAGAGAAAAUCUCCUCCCUCCCCACAGUUAACAUCACUCAGAAACAGACUGAAUGCAAUAUGGAGUGCCCAGUAUGUAAGGAAGACUACAUGGUUGGCGAGCCAGUCAGGCAGCUACCCUGUAACCACAUUUUCCAUAGUGACUGCAUCGUGCCCUGGCUUGAAAUGCACGACACGUGUCCUGUGUGCAGGAAGAGUCUGAACGGGGAUGACAGUAGCACUCAGUCCACAUCAGAGCCUUCCUCCCGAAACAGUGAUCCUCGCACACCAGAGAGAUGGUCCUUCUGAGAUGCGCACACACACACACACACACACACACACACACACACACGUCCGUUUUACCCUAAUCCCUGUGUCUGACACACAGAUUGAGGGUUUCCCCAUUUGGUUCUCUCUGUCUUAACCCAAGCUUCUUAGUUCCUUUAUUCUUUUUUUCCAUCUUUAUUUGAUUGUCUAUUGUCUCAUGUUCAUCUUAGUAUGCCAUUGCAUUUUUACUAUGUUUUGUUUACUCUUCUUUAAUGCAGUUUUCUCACAUCUAAAAGUCUAUCCCAUAUUCCCAGAAGUCUGUGAUUCUUUGCAGCAAUGUGUUUCUACCAUGAAUUGAACAAACAAACAAUGCAGGAUGAGGGCAAGAGCUGGUGGAGGUUGUUACUACAGCACAAUUCCCCACUAAUAAUUGGAUUGUACAGUGUUGUUGCCCCUAGAGACAAACUGUACUCCCUGGAUAGCACCUCUUAUCGUUAAAUGUGAAUUCUUGUUGGGAUGGGGUGCCAUGUCUUUGUAGUUUAUAAAAGCUCCUUUUCCCAAGAUCUUUCAUUAUUCAAUCGAUCAUGAAGUUUUGUUUUACUCCCCUCCAUUUUUGGUGUAAAUAUCAAAAACCCAUAAGUUCAGUUGUUAAAUUGUUUUAAAUGACCAAGUUCUUUUCAAUCUCAUUGCAGUUUUUUUUCUAAUGUAAAUAAUUUUGGUUGGAAAACUCAUUUAAGGAAGACAAAAAAAAAAUUGGUGAUAAAUGAUGAUGAAUCGCUAAAAGGUAUAUAUGAAUAUAUAUUAUAUGAUGUGUAUGACCAUGAUGUAUUAAUAAUAAAACUGAAUAAAAACCAGAGAACAGGUUGAUCUUGCUACACAACAAA
This is a messenger RNA of Myxocyprinus asiaticus (Chinese sucker), 1802 nucleotides long. RefSeq names its product E3 ubiquitin-protein ligase RNF115-like. The transcript has 9 exons. Gene Ontology annotation, molecular function: ubiquitin protein ligase activity. The coding region runs from base 55 to 960 and encodes 301 amino acids. The record is from RefSeq and is a predicted model, not a curated record. Lineage: Eukaryota; Metazoa; Chordata; Actinopteri; Cypriniformes; Catostomidae. Gene Ontology annotation, cellular component: cytoplasm; nucleoplasm. Gene Ontology annotation, biological process: protein ubiquitination; ubiquitin-dependent protein catabolic process; positive regulation of DNA-templated transcription.